AUGGAAUUGACCGCUGUAGCACUGAAGCUUGCUGAUUCCUUGCUGGCUACUCGUGCUCGCUUGAAGGUAGGGUACAAGAACAACAUUGGCAAUAGGUUGAAGGUGAAUAAGUACUACGAUCUUGUCACUGGCUUCUAUGAAUAUGGAUGGGGCGACUCAUUCCAUUUUGUUGGCAGAGAUCCGGGUGAGACUAUCCGUGAAGGCAUUAAGCGGCAUCAGCAUUUUAUGGCACUACAAUUGGGGCUCAAGAAGGACAUGAAGCUCAGCACUGAUAACUGGAUUGAACAACGACUACCAGAUCUCAAGGGGCAAGGGGACUUCAUGAACAUGCCAAUAGCUGAUAACACCUUUGAUGUGGCCUAUGCAAUAGAUGCUACAUGUCAUGCACCAGAUGCGCAAGGCGUCUACAGUGAGGUCUACCGUGUGCUGAAACCUGGGCAGUGUUUUGCACUAGCUGAAUGGCGCUUGACUGACCGAUUUGAUCCAAACAACGCUAAGCAUUUGACCAUCAAGGCUGAGAUUGAGCUUGGCGAUGGCCUGCCUGACAUCCGUACCACUCGCCAGUGUGUCCAAGCUAUGAAAGAUGCAGGAUUCGAGGUGUCAUACUCAUGUGUUAUUAACCGGUAA
Miscanthus lutarioriparius is the source of this 627-nucleotide messenger RNA. NCBI's taxonomy places the organism in Eukaryota, Viridiplantae, Streptophyta, Magnoliopsida, Poales, Poaceae. The record is from the annotation of a GenBank genome assembly.